UCACGAAUUCCAUUACAGAGGCAUUAGAUAGGUAUAUAAAUGAUUUUGGUAAGAUAUAAAUUUUGAAACGCUCUGGACGGAAAGAUGCAACGAUUCUUACUGAGUGGCGUAUCACUUGUGCAUAGAAGCUUUAAUAUGAGCAGUCAUAUGAAUUUUAUCUCAUUACUUGGAUUUUUACUUUUAACUUCAACAUACAGCUACGUAAUUGAGUAUAGAAGCGACGCAAUAAUACCUCAAAGGAAUUUUUCGCAAUUAGAGAAAAUAAUUUUGGCUUCCUUGCAGACGGAAAACAGGAAUCAACCAUAUCAAAAACGAAAUAUAGCUAAUUUAGACUUUACUGUGGGGUCCGGCUAUCUUCAUCAAAGAAAUUACCUGAUGUUUCAAAAAAUGUUACAAGCUUUAAAUGCAGGAAACAACCCAACAGGAAGAUAAUAUUACGACUGUUUUUAAUAAAAGAGUAAAACUAUAUGUUUGUUAUCCCAUUAAAUAUAUCUAUGAGAGAA
Molecule: messenger RNA, 503 nt
Organism: Magallana angulata
Lineage: Eukaryota; Metazoa; Mollusca; Bivalvia; Ostreida; Ostreidae
Exons: 5
Coding region: 85-432 (115 amino acids)
Source: RefSeq, a predicted model, not a curated record